Molecule: messenger RNA, 2002 nt
Organism: Myzus persicae (green peach aphid)
Lineage: Eukaryota; Metazoa; Arthropoda; Insecta; Hemiptera; Aphididae
Product: acetyl-coenzyme A transporter 1-like
Exons: 11
Coding region: 440-1981 (513 amino acids)
Cellular component (GO): membrane
Molecular function (GO): acetyl-CoA transmembrane transporter activity
Source: RefSeq, a predicted model, not a curated record
UCGUUCAUAGUUUAUUUGUCGACUUACAUUAAAAUAGCCAUUCGUUUCGCAUAUCGUAUAAAACUGAAAUGACCAUUGACAAAGUAGAUUUCCUACUAUUUAUAUUUUAAUACUACAAUUUUUAUGCUACGUUAGUUUUGUUUGGAAUGAGUGAAUUAUAAAUUAUUAAAUUAAGUGGUGUUGAAUUUCGUUGAAGAAACAUAGUUGAGCCUGUAAAAAAAUAAUAAAUUGUACCUAUAUCAAACAUCUAAACAAUUGAGCCAAAAUAAUUCAUAUUCGUCUAUUACCGUGGAACUGAUUGUAAACAUCUCUUUCAAAUCGAUAUAGAAAGACAUCGUUUCACAUUUGACAUGCCAUCAUCAUGACGCCCAAUAAUAAAUCUACAUUCAUUUUUCAAAUCGAGUAUUUAUUCAUAGCAGCUGACGAUUGUGAAGUAUAGAUGAAGAUGAUUGAAAUUACUCAUAUUGAAUCUUUAAUCGAAAAAAAUGACAUUCCCGUUAGAGCGAAUUCGAAAGGAGAUAAAGGCAAUAUUUUUGUAUUACUGUUGUUGUAUACCUUACAAGGAGUACCGUUAGGUUUAUCCUUAGCAAUACCCAUUAUUAUCCAAAACAUGCGCCAAUCUUCUUUCAACGAACAAGCUAAAUUUAGUUUGGCAAUAUGGCCAUUCAGUUUGAAGCUUUUGUGGGCACCGUUAGUUGAUUCCUUAUUUAUACGAAAAUUGGGCCGUCGAAAAUCUUGGUUGAUUCCAGUCCAAUAUUUUUUAGGUAUAUUUUUCUUCAUUACUGGUUUUUAUAUAAAUGAAUGGCUAGAUAUUGGUAGUAAAGUAAAUAUUAAUGCUUUAACAUCAAUAUUUUUUAUUUUGAAUUUCCUUGCUGCCACUCAAGACAUUAUUGUAGACGGUUGGGCAUUAACCAUGUUAAAAAGACGAAAUAUUAGCUAUGCUUCAAUGUGUAAUGGUGCCGGACAAGCCUUUGGCAUAUUUUUGGGUUAUAUUUUGCCAAUUUUAUUGUUAUCGGAAUCAUUUUGGAACCAAUGGUGGCGCACUGCACCUGUACCAGGCGGUGUUAUUACUUUACAAGGAUAUUUUUAUUUUUGGGGAAUUAUUUAUAUAGUCAUUACCACACUAGUUGCCAUAUUUAAGUACGAAAAAGAUUAUUUGGCAGAACUCAAUGCUGUUGAUCUUAGCAUUAUCAAAACGUAUAUGUUACUUUUCAGUAUAAUGAAAUUACCUAGUAUCAAGAUGUUCGCUAUAAUUUUAUUGACUAUCAAAAUGAGUUUUUGUUCAGUCGAUGCCGCUUUAAGAUUGAAACUUAUAGACAGUGGAAUUACCAAAGACGAAAUUGCUGCUAUGGAUUUGUUAUUAAUACCUUUAAAUAUAAGCUUACCGUUUUUUAUUACAAGAUUUACAUCGAAAGAAAAACCGUUGAAAAAUUAUUUCAAUACAAUACCCUACCGAUUACUGUUCGGUGUAGUUUUAGCAACUAUCGUUUACUUUACACCUUGUUUUUUGGGUCACACAGGAUCAUUACUUUACACUUACAGAGUAUUUUUAGUGUUGAUGUACACUUUACAACAGUUAGCUGUGAGUUUUAUGACAUUGACGUCAAUGACAUUUUACGCAAGUAUAAGUGAUCCAAAAAUCGGAGGUACAAAUAUGACUCUGUUGACUACUAUAUCUAAUUUAGGAAAUGUGUGGAGCAAAACUGGAGCUUUGUGGCUUAUUGAAUUCCUAACUUUGAAACGAUGUUCUAAUGAUCCUAGAAAAUUGUGUUCAACAUCAAAUAUUUCGAAGGAGAAGGAAACGUGCAGUUUGUCCGGUGGAACCUGUGAAGUUUAUAUCGACGGGUUUUACAUAGAAACUAUCAUAUGUACAAUUUACGGAAUAAUAUGGUUUUUUAUUUUUAGAAAAAUCAUAAAUAAUCUUCAAUCCAAAGAUGUAAAAGAAUGGCACGUGGAAAUGAAAAUGAAAGAAAUAUUAUGAUAUACUAAAUGUACCAAACUA